This is a messenger RNA of Pyrus x bretschneideri (Chinese white pear), 1476 nucleotides long. RefSeq names its product protein DETOXIFICATION 27-like. The transcript has 7 exons. Gene Ontology annotation, molecular function: antiporter activity; xenobiotic transmembrane transporter activity. Bases 128 to 1330 code for a protein of 400 amino acids. The record is from RefSeq and is a predicted model, not a curated record. NCBI's taxonomy places the organism in Eukaryota, Viridiplantae, Streptophyta, Magnoliopsida, Rosales, Rosaceae. Gene Ontology annotation, cellular component: membrane. Gene Ontology annotation, biological process: xenobiotic detoxification by transmembrane export across the plasma membrane.
UUGACGUGUCAUCUUGUGAAUUGCAUAAAUUAAGGAUUAGCUCCUCACUCGUAAGGAUCUAACUCAUGAACAAAAUCGUAAUUGUAAACUAUAUAUAUUUUUUGUUUUGGCAAUCAAUUAGUUGGGGAUGGCAAGCGCUCUAGCCACUCUAUGUGGGCAGACUUUUGGUGCCAAAAAGUACCACAUGCUGGGCAUAUACAUGCAAAGGUCAUGGAUUGUGCUGUUUUCGUGCUGCAUUCUUCUGUUGCCUGUGUACCUAUACGCGUCUCCGAUUCUGAAACUAGUCGGACAGUCUGAUGAGGUGGCGGAGCAGUCUGGGGCGGUGGCUUUGUGGCUCAUACCCUUGCACUUCAGCUAUGCAUUUCAGUUCCCAUUGCAGAGGUUCUUGCAGUGCCAGCUCAAGAACUUUGUGACCUUGUGGAUUUCGUUGGCGGUUUUGGUGCUUCAUUCAGUUGUAACUUGGGUUUUGGUGAGUGUGUUGGAUUUUGGGAUUGUGGGUGCUGCCAUUGCUCUGGAUAUCUCAUGCUGGGCUUGCGUUUUGGGGUUGUUUUGGUAUGUUGUGUCUGGUGGUUGUCCAUUGAGUUGGGUUGGUUUCUCAAUACAAGCAUUUUCUGGGAUUUGGGAAUUUGCCAAAUAUUCUGCUGCUUCUGGGGUCCUGCUGUGCUUGGAAUUCUGGAGCUAUAAAAUCCUAAUACUGAUGACUGGGUUCUUAGAGGAAGCAACUCUUGCUGUGGAUGCCUUGUCAAUAUGCACGACUGUAAAUGUAUGGGACCUCAUGAUUCAUUUGGCUUUCUUGGUUGGCACGGCAGUUAGGGUGGCAAAUGAGCUGGGAUCCGGAAAUGGGAAGGCAGCUAAAUUUGCACAACAGGUUUCAAUGGCACAAUCUGCUUCAAUCGGUCUGUGCUUAUGUGUACUUGUUAUCAUGUUCCAUCACAAGUUCGCCCACGUAUUCACAUCGAGUCCUGAUGUCAUCGAAGCAGUUGAUCAAAUGUCGUAUCUCUUGGCCGUAACAGUUCUACUUAACAGUGUUCAAUCCGUCUUGGCAGGAGUGGUGGUGGGGUCAGGAUGGCAAGCAUGGGUGGCAUAUAUAAGUCUUCUCUCCUACUACAUUUUUGGGCUCCCACUUGCAUUUGUAAUGGGAUCGGCUCUCCACUUCGGCGUUUCGGGUAUAUGGGGUGGGAUGAUCUUCGGUGGAACUGCUGUGCAAACAGCGAUAUUGGCCAUCGUGACAUUAAGACAUGAUUGGGAAAUGGAGGCUCAGAAGGCUAUGCAGCGUGUGAACAACUGGUCGACUUCUAACCGAGACAAUAAAUUAGAGGAACAUAAAUAAAAUGGAAUAAAUCCACUUUGUGUUAUAUUUGGAUAAUCGGAUUUAAAUUUCUGUAAAAUUCGUACGUGGUCAAGCAAUGAUGUUUUUUACCUGCUAAGAUCUUAAACAAUGAUGGCCUCGAACUGCUAGAUCUUAAACAAUGGUGG